Myotis daubentonii (Daubenton's bat) is the source of this 8914-nucleotide messenger RNA. RefSeq names its product CKLF like MARVEL transmembrane domain containing 4 (gene CMTM4). Gene Ontology annotation, cellular component: membrane. The record is from RefSeq and is a predicted model, not a curated record. Lineage: Eukaryota; Metazoa; Chordata; Mammalia; Chiroptera; Vespertilionidae.
CCCCUCCCGGCCGCCGCGCCGGCUCCCGCCUCCUUCCCUCUCCGCUCGCUCCCGCCUCCUUUCCUUUCCGCUGCUGAGGCGGCGGGAGCCGAGCCGAGCGGACCGAGCCGUGGCCGCAGCCGGCGGCGGGCGCAGAGAAGGAGGCGGCGGCGGCGGCGGGGCGGGCCGCGGGCGGGCAGUCAGGCGGCGGCGGCGAUGCGGCGGCCCCGCUGAGCCCCCCAGCUCCGGGCGCCGGGGGCCGGCCGUGCGAGGUGGCCCGGGCCGCCGGCAGCAUGCGGAGCGGCGAGGAGCUGGACGGCUUCGAGGGCGAGGCCUCGAGCACCUCCAUGAUCUCGGGCGCCAGCAGCCCGUACCAGCCCACCACCGAGCCGGUGAGCCAGCGCCGCGGGCUGGCCGGCCUGCGCUGCGACCCCGACUACCUGCGCGGCGCGUUCGGCUGCCUCAAGGUCGCCCAAGUGAUCUUGGCCCUGAUUGCGUUCAUCUGCAUAGAGACCAUCAUGGAAUGCUCCCCGUGUGAAGGCCUCUACUUUUUUGAGUUUGUGAGCUGCAGUGCGUUUGUGGUGACCGGGGUCUUGCUGAUUCUGUUCAGUCUCAACCUUCACAUGAGGAUCCCCCAGAUCAACUGGAACCUGACGGAUUUGGUCAACACUGGACUCAGCACUUUCUUUUUCUUUAUUGCUUCCAUUGUACUGGCUGCUUUAAACCACAAAGCUGGAGCAGAAAUUGCUGCCGUGAUAUUUGGCUUCUUGGCAACAGCGGUGUAUGCGGUGAACACAUUCCUGGCCGUGCAGAAAUGGAGAGUCAGCAUCCACCAGCAGAGCGCCAAUGACUACAUCCGAGCCCGCACUGAGUCCCGGGACGUGGAUGGGCGCCCGGAGAUCCAGCGCCUGGACACAUGAGGGCCCAGCAGGGUCCUCCCUCAUCCUCGUGCCCGUCCUUUCAAUCAAGUUUUCUUUCCCUCGUCACGACAGAUUCUCAUGUGUUUAAGCUGAAUUUUGUCCUCUUUGGUAAAGUUCAUUUUGGGAAAGGUCCCCCGCCCCCCCCAGAGUGGCCCUGUUAGCAGGUAUGUGAGGCCGAGAGCCCCUGCACCCUGCUGUGUAGACAGAAGUGGGUGGGAGAGACCUACGGGUUCUCCAGCGUUUGGUGGCCGUGGGAGCAGCCGGCCUCCCUGGCUGCCAUGUCCACUUUAGGUCUUCACCGGCCCUGAGCACAGGCUUCCUCCCCAUCUGACUGAGCCACCCUAUCAUACGCAUUUGUGACAAGUCAAGACUUUGGAUUAAAUGGGGGCCGCCACGAGGGGGGAAGUCAAGGAAGGAAGGUACAAGGUUGGAACAGUCUGUCAGCAGUGAUUCCUGGGCAGCCCCCAUAGUGCGCUCCAUCAGCGUUAGUCUUGCUGCCAGGAUCCCCCCUACUGCCUGUCUUCCAUGCCCCGGGCGUUGAGACAGCCAGCACAGGCCCGGCAGCCACGCGUGGCACUGAGGGUUUCAGUGAGGGGUAUGCUGGUGGAGCUCUGGGCUGGGGCUGGACUUUCUGGGGGUGGUCAAAGCUGGUGUCCCCUUGGGACAGCUCACAGGACUGUUGACAUGCAGGAGGGUUACCUUUCACUUCCCACCUGCUGAGAAAACACUCGAUUCUUGCUCAAAUGAAUCACCUCCCUGAAUCCCAGAUUCUCCUCCAGGAAUAUGGGGACCAUCUUGUUUUUCGCUCUCCUGACUACCCUUAAUGCUUUGAGGCUGCAUUGCAGAUUUCCUAUCAUUUUACCUCCGCAGGUAAAAUUCAGGAAAGAAACGCAGUCCAUCCCGCCAGCCAGACACUUGCCCGUUUGGACCGCAGGUGGGGACACCCCUCUGUUUUAGAUACGUGCUCGCUUCAAUGACCUGAGAAGAGCUCUAAAGUGAUUCUGUGUAGACUUGUCUAGGAUUCGAAAAUACUUGAAUUUGCACCAUGACAUCCUUCCAUUGAUAUUUGAGAAGCAUGAACGAAUUGAAGCUUUUCAGGGUCCUAACUAUGAACAUCCAUCUUGGAGGUUGUUGGGAAGAAAUCUAGGUCUGUCAGAUUUUUGAACUGAUUCUUGAUAAAGUGAAGAUUAUUGUGGUGAAGGAGUUAAAUGAGCCCCUCUGUUGCUGUAGUGUUGUUGUCUUUUUCUUCCUGUUGGAGAUUAAUUGUAUCUUUUAUGGGAAAAUUGUUUUAACUUGUCAGGUUUUCACUCUGAGCUGUUUUUAAUGUUUACAAACCUCACUCUAGCUCUAAUGUUUUGUGAUUAGCUCUCACCAAGGAAAAAACAGUUACUGCUGGUGGGAAAGUGGGAAGAUCUCGCAGUAACUCGGAGAACCCCCAGGAGCUUGUGCUAGCGAGCGAUCCCAGCCUUGGCAGCGUUCUGUGUGAUGAGAGAGAGAACAGGGAUAUGUCUUUGGGGGUGGCGGGAGGAGAGCGUGCGUGGGAAAGCGUCUGUGCGUGUGUGGCAUUGCAUUCUUCAUAAAGAGCAGCGUUGGGGGAUUGAUCAGGUGGCUGGGGAUGCCUAGGAAAUGGUACUAUGCUGUCUCUGAGGGGGCGGGGUUAGGGGUUAGCUCCCUGAACUGAACACUCGGUACAAUCUGAGUUCUGCUGCAGUUCCUGCCAUGGGCACCGGCCCAGGUCACAUGUGCAAGCCCCUUGUCUGCUUCAGGGGCCAUGGCUGCGGGUGCAGACCCAGCUGGUCUGGGCGUAACUCACCUCCCUCUGCUCCCCCAGAGGGCAGCCAGGCCUGGUCACAGCGGGGUGUGCUGCCCAGAGGGUCUGAUGGAGCCCUCUCUCCGUGUCUGUCCUGGGGCAGUACAGGUCACGCUUCACAAACUUUGAACCUAUUCUAUAUAGUGAUUUUUUGAGGCGAUUCUAACAUCUGGAUUUUAUCUGUUCAUUUUAUGUAUUUAUUUUGCAUUUUUGAGUGUGUAUGCCUAAUCAAAAUUGGGCUUAUCUCACUCUGCGAGUUCCAUUUAAAAAGGGGGUCACAAAGACUCGGCCUGGCAUUAAAUGGGGCCCACUUGGAAGGACCACCCUGUACUUUAUCAGAAAUCUCCUGCCGGGAAUCAUGUUACUUGGCCUCAAUAAAAAGCCGCCUUUGAAGUGAGAUUGAAGAAAAGAAUACCAUUCAGGCAGGAUUGCUGCCCAAGUUUUCCCAAGUCACUUGCAUGGGACCAGUUUACCGUCCGGGGAAAGGAGCCUCCUGGCCUCCUGGGCUGUGCUGUCGGCUACAAGAAACCGAUCUGCAGCCACGGACACUGUGACGGCUGACGAUGAGGAAGAGUGAUGACACCGAGCACCCCCGAGCGACUUAGGAGUUAAUGUGCAUCUUAGUGUUAGAAUCUUUGGAAUAAUUUAUGUCCCUGUAACUAUUUAAUAUCCUUUGUGCCAUGAGGCUCUCCCAUGGAGUUUGUAAAUAUAUUUCUUUCUAUUUAAUGAGCUCUCUAGCUGGUGUGAUGCACCGCCAUCCAUCUCGUCACCCGUGGCAGUGUGGUGGUGAGAAGGUGUGAAGGGCGUGUGCUUGUCCAGGUGGAUGUAAAGACACCGCGUUCUUCUUACGUUGCCUCUGUCCAAACAAGACCAUCUAGAUUUCGGGGGGCCUGUGGCACUUCUUUUUUUGGCAAAUUAAAGGAAGCGUGUUUUUGCAUUUAAUAGUUCCAAUGUGGGUCACUGUCAGUUUGUUUUGGGGUAUUUUCAGACUGAGGCAAUCUUAGUGUUUCUCAAUUUUCUGGUGGGAUGAUAAUGGCUUUCAUGGUCUGUGCCAAACCUGAAGAGAGCUACAGUUGCUUUGUGCAUUUGAAUUUGUUCCUAGCAACUGUAUGGUUGAAACCCUCAAGCAUUUGGUGGUUUUAGAUGGAUGCAAACACUGACGUCUUCAGAGAAAGUUUAUCUUGGCUCGGAUUUGGUGGAUGUGUUAUUUUUUCUCUCUGAUUCUCCUUUAUCUUCCCUUAAUACUGAAUGAAGGCCUGAAAGGAAAUACCUUCUCCCUUUCAUACAGAGAGAUUGCAAUCAUGAAAGCGCAAAGGCACUUGGCCCCAUAUAUAGCUGGGGAAGGACCAAGGCAUUUAUAGGUUAAAAUCUCAUAAGAACCCGGCAUGCAUGGCUCAGUGGUUGAGCAUCAGCCUAUGAACUAGGAGGUCUCGGGUUCGAUUCCCGGUCAGGGUACAUGCCUGGGUUUCGGGCUCAGUCCCCAGUGUGGGGGCUGUGCAGAAGGCAGCCAGUCAAUGAUUCUCUCUCAUCGUUGAUGUUUCUAUCUCUCUCUCCCUCUCCCUUUCUCUCUGAAAUCAAUAAAAAUAUAUUUGAGAGAUUACCUCUGCCUAGAGAAAGGCAAGAAUGUAGUAGCCUGCCCAGUCCCAAUAUUUAUCCAUGUCUUCCUUGGCAACCUGAACUGAAGGGCCGGCAUCAGAGAGCCCAGCCUGGCCACAGGGAAGCCAGCGAGGGCCCGGCGUGGCUCUGAGGGCUUGGCUUGGGGAGGUGGACAACACUCAUGGCCCUUUGGGUACCAUUACUGUCCCCUAGUAGGAACGCUUAAGUCCCUGGGUGGGUAUGGAGUGUAUCUGACCUCCACCCUGUGCUGGAAGGCUUCUGAUGAGAGCUUUGUGACUCAGUUGAAACAUUCCGACUCUUUUCUUAUUUCAUUUCUUACCUGAGGAUAUGUUUUCCAUUGAUUUUAGAGAAACAUCGAUGCGAGAGAAACAUCCAUACACACCCGGACCGGGGAUAGAACCCGCAACCUGGUAUGUGCCCUGACCGGGAAUUGAACCCGCCAACCUUUGGUGUACGGCACAUCACUCCAACCAAUUGAGCCACACCAGCCAGGGCAUUCCUACCUUUUUAAAGCAGGCAGCUUCAUCUACCUUCUUGAAGGUUUCUUUAAUUCAGACUUGGGGUUAAGCCAUAGCUGGUCUUGGAGGAGAGGAGGCAGUCUUCUGUCUGCAUGUGUCUGUGAAUUCUGCCUGCAAUGAGUGCGCCUUGAGUGUCCUCCCCCCUCCCCCACCCCGCCCCCCUCUUGUCGUGUCCUGUGUGUGGCCCAGCCUCACCCUUCCUUACAGGCACCCGCGCUGAUUGGGAAGAACCCUCUCCGUGUGUUUAAGGGGCGGGCCGGGGUCUAACGUCCGGCUGUGUGAGAUUUCCUGUGGGUGGUUCUUAGAAUCCAUCCUAACGGGUGAGCAGGGUGUGGAGACACACGUGGCUAACAGUGACUCUGGGAGGCAGUGGCAGCUUAUGUGGUUCCAGGGGGGCCAUCCCUGUUCACAACAAAGCAGCAGGAAGUCGCUGUGCGAUGGCCUGGUUCUCAUUUUCUCCAUAUCUCAUUUAUAGGGAAAUGACGGCAUUGAACAGGUAGUAAAAGGCACAAACACUUUCUAGGGUGAGGGCUGCUGCCGAUUGAUUCUCGUGAGCAAAUGAGGUCUCCAGCCACUUUUUUAUUUCUCAGCGAAGUUUGCAGAACCCAGGGCUCUCUCUUCCCCACGUCUUGCUUGUUUUAUCAGCACCCACUUUGAGGACCAGAAGGGUGAGAGGCUGGUGAGGUGGGAGCUGGGGCAGGUCUGAGAGGUGAGGGGAGGGGGCCCCUUCGGCCAGGCUCUGUCUGCUGUGGGGCUGUUGAUAACACUAGACUGGUGACCGACCCAAGAAGUCUUGAAAAGAUGGACUUGCUUAGCUACCUUCCUCUCCCCUUGUCUUCGGGAAAGCGAGGCCUUGAGUUCUGGAAUCAGCUUGAGAGCCAGAGCUGGACGUAGGGCCCAUGUGCCUUGGUGCCCGGAGGGGCUCUGGGUGGUGUUUGGGAACUCGCAGGUCUGGCAGGGUGACUUGGAUUCUGGUUUCGGUGCCACCUUAGAGCGGACUCAGACCGAACACUGCCUUGUAAGCUUCCCAGCUCUUUACAAAACCGCGUGCUUUUUCUCUUAUCAGAUAGUGCUGAAAUCAUAAGAACGGUCUGGUUGAGAAGGUAAUCUGAAAUAUUUGGACCUUUACAUUUCUUUCAUUUCGAAACUGUCUCUGAAAGAAAAUACCCUCACAUUCUGUUAGAUCUAGAACUGUAUUCUGAAAGCAAAUGUUCUGUUUGACUUGUUCUCACACCAGUGAAUGGCACUUAUCCCCCCCGGCCUGAAACAGAGCAGUGGGCCCGGUAGAUUUUCCCUUUUUUGGUCUAGUCUAUAUUCUUACUCCAUUUAGAUAUAAUUUCUCAAUCUGGGUGAUGUUUUUUUCUAGUUUACCUUAUUCCAUAGGCAUAAGAGUAAAGAAAAGUUACCCACAAGCCCACUAAGUUUGAAUGAAUCAAUGGCAGUUUGCCUAGAAUAAAGUUUAUAUUAUGGAUCCUUGAUUAGUCUGUCUUUUUCAUAGGGUUAGUUUGUUGUCUACUUUUUGUUGUUAUUAAUCUUCAGUUGAGGAUAUUUUUUCCCCCCAUUGAUUUUUAGAGAGAGUGGAAGGGAGGGGGAGAGACACAGAGAGAGAAACAUCGAUGUAAGAGAGACACAUCGAUUGGUUGCCCCCUGCACGUGCCUGACCAGGGCCAGGGAUUGAGUCUGCAACCGAGGUAUGUGCCUUUGACAGGAAUCAAACCCGAGACCCUUCCGUCUGCGGGCCGAUGCUCUAUCCACUGAGCAAAAUUGUCUACAUUUUUGAUGCCAAGACUUUAGUUCAGACACCCCGGAGUGGUUUGGGCUGCAUUACACUCACAGGCUGGGGGCCUUCAUUAAGGGUUAAUAGCCUGGGCUCUAGUGAGCUAUCAGCACUUGUAUGGUUCUCAGCUAGCGGAGGAAAUUGUCUCAGAUGACCUUUGUUGGUGGGAUUAGUGUGAGGCCCAAAGCUUCUUUUCCUACGUGUGCCUCGGAGGAGAGAAGGUGUGACAUAGUUGAUUCCGUAAUAAUCUGAAACCCAGUAGGAAGCACCUCCUUUUAUUAGAAAAGCCACUGAAGGGAAGGCCAGGCGGUAAGGCCUGUGUGGGGACCUGGUGCCCAUGCCAGGCAGGGCCAGGUCUCGCUGGGGCUGCCUCCCUCUGUGGGCCAUUUUGCUUCCCUGCCUUUUCCAGAAUCGAUUUGCAAGUUUCAAGAUUCUGUUCCCAUCUCUGCAGAAGUGAGGCAGGCGAAUGUUCGGGGUUUGAAGGGAGAACUGGCUGGCCCACGGGCUGGGGAGGCUGACUCUGAGGACAGGAUGCCUGGCAGGCCCCCCAAGCUGGCCCAGCCCCUCAGAGGGGCCACCUGCUUCCAACUCUUUGACCCCAUAAACCCACUUAAAAAUGCGUCUUCAGAUCCUGUCUCACAAUGAAAUGGCGUGUGCGGAUAAAGCCAGUGCUUUUCAUAACCUGAUUUUUGAUGUGGUUUCCUCUAAGAGAACGCUAGGGAUCGAAACUAUUUGUAUAUGUUGCAAUUUGUAGGGGUUCAGGAACCCAUGGCAAAAACACUUAACUAAUUUAUUACAGGUAUGACUGUCCCCACCCCGCCCCCCCAGGCAGGCAGUUCUGUCUUUGUAUAUUUUAAGACAAAUAAUAAUCACUUCACCUUGGUGCCUUCCGUGUGUCGGUCACGUAAACACUUGUUAAUCAUGGAAUUGAAAGAAAGAUGUACAUUUAGUUAAACCAGAUAACACUAUUUUUGUAGCAUGAUUUUAGAUUGUGUCCUUUUAAUGUUGCUUUCAGCAGUGCUGGUUUUGCGGUUGGCCAUUUUCCCCGUAAACUUCCUAUGUUUUUAAAAAGGAAAAGACAAAAACCACCCCUGGUUGUUCCUAGCUCCCCUCUGCUGCUCCGUCCCCCAUGUCUUGUUUCCGCUUAUUUAAACAGUCUGAGAGUAAGAGUAUAUUUCUGUGAAAUAAUUCUUAAUCAGCAUAUCUGCAUUGGGCAUUUUUUAAACCCCUUGUUCAGUCGAGGGAGCCACUGCUCACCCGGUGAGAGGAACGCGGUUCCACUGGAAAAGAACAGAACAGCACAGCAUUCUCGGUGCUCUGACUUCCCUUCUCUGGGGCUAAGCCGCGAAAAGGCCCGUUGUCCGGGGCUAGUGAGCCAGGGGGUGUUUGCCGGCCUGGCUUUGCUGCUUGCAUCUGCGGGACCCGCCCCCCCUCCAUCCCCACCCCUGCUGGUCCCGGGCUCACCUUCCACUGGAUCUGAUUGGUUGGUGGACCUGGGUAGGCUCGAGGCCCUGUGGGGUUUGGGGCCUGAACAAAACAGAUUCCCUGCUCUGAGGAGCUUGAUGACAUCACUACAGGAUCGCACUCUAGAUGCCCCCUCCUGCUGCCCCACCCCCGCAGGACACGAAAAAUCUUGAGGAAACUAGCUGAGCCGUUGCAACAUGAAGGAAUGGAUUUACUGAAACAAAACUGUAGCUUUUUUGUCCUUUCUGAAGGGCCAGAAUAUGUAAUUUUUUUCUAACAAAGGAAGUCAAGUCAGGUGGCUGGUACUCUAGGUGAUCACUCAUUGGCACUUGGCCCAGAGGUUCUUUGGGGGAGUCAGGUUAAUUUAAUAACCGUUACACUUUCCUUCGCAAACGCCUAUUUCCUUUAACAGUUUAGACACAGCUGGGGGGUGUUCUGAGGUGAUCCCAUGUGGUAAACUUUGGUUUAUGCUGUUGGCUGGUCAGAGCUCCCACCCUGGCUUCUCAACCGACCCGGGCACCCUGGGGUGGGCACCCCCGCUCUGACCGGCUCUGGGGCUGGACUCUGCCCACUUGGAGUGGUUUGGGGCCCCAAAGCCUUGGCUCCUGUUGGUUUGUCCCAGCAGCAGACAAAGCCUCACAUUGCCCUCAGUCCCCCCUUUUUCUUUUGAAGGACCAAUUUUUCAUGGUACUUGUCCUGAUUGUUUUCAUAGUGUUCAAGUCUGUAUUUUUGUAUGUAGAGGGAAAUAAUUUUCUCAACACUAACCGCUAAUAUUGUAUUAAAUUGUCAUGAAGGAGUUCUUGUUUAAUAAACGGACAUGUAAAAAUGG